GUCAGAGGGACCGUAUAAAGAAGCCCUCCCUGUUCAGACCGUGUAGCUCUCUCUCCCUCUGUCCUCCUCCUUACCUGUAGAAGCGACCUCCUGUGAAGCUGUGAUGGACCGCUGGAAGGGCAGGGUGGCUUUGGUGACCGGAGCCUCGGUCGGAAUCGGAGCGGCUAUCGCCAAAGAGUUGGUUCGGUCCGGCAUGAAGGUUGUGGGCUGCGCACGGAACGUGGACAAAAUAAAGGCGCUGGCUGCAGAGUGUAAAAGUGCGGGCUACAGCGGGGUCCUGAUCCCAUUCAAAUGCGACCUGACCAAUGUGGAGGAGAUCCAGUCCAUGUUCGCUGCCAUCAAAGCUAAACACAAAGGCGUGGACGUUUGCAUCAACAACGCCGGCCUGGCUCAUUGCGAGCCUCUGCUGAGCGGCAAAACCAGCGCCUGGAAGAACAUGCUUGAUGUCAACGUUAUGGCUCUGAGCAUCUGCACUCGUGAGGCAUACCAGUCCAUGAAGGAAAGAAACGUUGAUGAUGGUCACAUCAUCAACUUAAACAGCAUCUGUGGACACGUUGUAAUUAACAGUGGGGAUAUUCAUUUCUACACGGCCACCAAAUACGCUGUGUCGGCGCUGACUGAAGGCCUGAGGCAGGAGCUCAUUGAGGCCAAGACUCACAUCAGAUCCACAUGCAUUUCUCCUGGCAUCGUUGAGACUGAAUUUGCUUAUCGGGCUUUCAGCGACAGCCCAGAAAAAGCUAAGGCAACUUAUUCUAUGCUUAAGCCUUUGGCAGCAAUAGACGUCGCUAAUGCCGUCGUUUAUGUCCUAAGUGCUCCUCCUCAUGUUCAGGUUGGAGAUAUUGUGCUGCGACCUGUCGAGCAACUGGCAUGAUGCUACACCAUCUGAUGACUACAUUUAUAAAACAGCGCAUUUUUCAUAGGAUUUAUUUACAGCAUUUAUGAAAUUGAUGACUGUAAUCUUUAAUCAAAGGAAUAAAAUUGUGAUUUUAAAGAUGUAGCGUAUCAA
This is a messenger RNA of Cyprinodon tularosa, 1006 nucleotides long. Its product is annotated as dehydrogenase/reductase SDR family member 11-like. Lineage: Eukaryota; Metazoa; Chordata; Actinopteri; Cyprinodontiformes; Cyprinodontidae. Bases 104 to 871 code for a protein of 255 amino acids. The record is from RefSeq and is a predicted model, not a curated record. The transcript is spliced from 7 exons.